AUGAUUGAGCCGAGUUUGCAAGUGGGGCAAACGGGGAAAAUCAUUCGACCUGCACUGUAUGUGGGUUGUGGCGUGAGCGGAUCCAUUCAGCACCAAGCUGGAAUGAAGGAGUCGCAGACGAUCGUGUGUAUUAAUAAAGAUCCGGAAGCUCCUCUUUUUAAGAUUGCGGACUAUGGGAUUGUGGGUGAUAUGCAUCAGAUUGUUCCGGAAAUUCUGUCUAAACUGUAA
Blastocystis hominis is the source of this 228-nucleotide messenger RNA. RefSeq lists its product as hypothetical. The transcript has 2 exons. Lineage: Eukaryota; Bigyra; Opalinata; Blastocystidae. The record is from RefSeq and is a predicted model, not a curated record. The coding region runs from base 1 to 228 and encodes 75 amino acids. Gene Ontology annotation, molecular function: electron transfer activity; flavin adenine dinucleotide binding.